GGGAGGGGGUGGGGAGAAGAAGAGCUCGGGAGGAGUCGCUGCCGCCGCCCGGACACCGAGCGGAUCCGGAUCCCUGCGCCGCUGCCGCCGUCGUCAGCGGGGCCUGCUCAGCCGCGGUCGGAGUCCCGGCUCCCCGGGGGAGGCCGCGGGGGGAGGGGCGGUCCGGGAGCCGACGCGGGGAGGCGGCACCAUGACCGGGCGCGGCCACAACAAGCUGCCCACGACCGAGCGCAUCGUGAAGGCUGUCCCAUUUCCUCCCACGCAGCGGCUCACACUGAAAGAAGUGUUUGAGGAUGGAAAGCCCAGGCUUGAUGUCUUGAAAAGCCACUUGGUGAAGGAAGGGCGGCUAGAAGAGGAUGCAGCAUUGAAGAUAAUCAAUGAUGGGGCUGCCAUUCUGAGGCAUGAGAAGACAAUGAUUGAAGUAGAGGCUCCAAUCACAGUGUGUGGUGACAUUCAUGGGCAGUUCUUUGACCUGAUGAAGUUGUUUGAAGUUGGAGGAUCACCCAAUAACACCCGCUACCUCUUCCUGGGAGACUACGUGGACAGAGGCUACUUCAGUAUAGAGUGUGUGCUGUAUUUAUGGAGUUUAAAGAUAAAUCAUCCCAAAACGCUGUUCCUGCUUCGAGGGAACCGAUGCAGGCACCUCACAGAAUACUUCACCUUUAAACAGGAAUGUCGAAUCAAAUAUUCGGAGCGAGUAUAUGAUGCAUGUAUGGAUACAUUUGACUGUCUUCCUCUUGCCGCCCUCCUAAACCAGCAGUUCCUGUGCGUCCAUGGAGGACUGUCUCCAGAAAUCACAUGUCUAGAUGACAUUAGGAAAUUAGACAGGUUUAAAGAGCCUCCAGCCUUUGGUCCGAUGUGUGACCUACUCUGGUCUGAUCCAUCAGAGGAUUACGGCAAUGAGAAGACGCUAGAGCAUUUCACUCACAACACUGUUCGAGGCUGUUCCUAUUUCUACAGUUACCCUGCAGUCUGUGAAUUUUUGCAAAACAAUAGUUUGUUAUCUGUAAUCCGAGCUCAUGAAGCCCAGGAUGCUGGGUACCGAAUGUACAGGAAGAGCCAGACGACGGGCUUUCCAUCGCUAAUCACGAUCUUCUCUGCACCAAAUUACCUAGAUGUGUAUAACAACAAGGCUGCUGUGCUGAAAUAUGAAAACAAUGUCAUGAACAUCAGACAGUUCAACUGUUCUCCACACCCCUACUGGCUUCCAAACUUCAUGGAUGUCUUCACAUGGUCUUUACCUUUUGUAGGGGAAAAAGUCACAGAGAUGCUCGUCAACAUCCUCAACAUAUGCUCUGAUGAUGAGUUGAUUUCAGAUGGUGAUGAAACUUUGGAAGAUCACUACAUUUCAAGCUAUCAGAAAGCAGGCACGACAGUCCGUAAGGAGAUAAUCAGGAAUAAGAUCAGAGCCAUUGGGAAGAUGGCACGUGUUUUUUCAGUUCUCCGAGAGGAGAGUGAGAGCGUGCUGACUCUCAAAGGCCUGACUCCCACAGGUACUCUGCCCCUGGGAGUCCUCUCAGGGGGAAAGCAGACUCUACAGACUGCCACAGUAGAAGCAGUAGAGGCACGGGAAGCCAUCCGUGGAUUUUCACCGCAGCACAAGAUCCGCAGCUUCGAAGAAGCCAGAGGGUUGGACCGCAUUAACGAACGCAUGCCGCCGCGCAAAGAUUCAAUGCACCCAGACGGGCCGGUGAACUUGGUAACCUCGACAAACUCUGCGGAGAAGAACGGCACAGGGAAGAAAGCUUAGUAAUGGUUCUGAUGCCUAAUCUGCACCACUAAAGGAUCCAAAACUUAAUGAAUUUUAUUUAUUUAUUAUUGGGGUGGGAUAGGGAUGGGGAGAAAUAAAGUUAAUCUGGAGGCACGUUCAUAAUCCAGUUUGCAUCCAUUCUGUAAGAAAGGUGACCAUUUUGUAAUUUUUUAAUUUAUGUUCAGUAUAUAAAAAGUCCAUCUUUUUUUUUAAUUUAGAAACCAAUCUAAUUGCUAGUGAAUAUAUGAAGUGUUGUGCUGUACAGCUGACCUCUCCCCCACAGAAGGGAAACCUCUGAGGAUUUAAAAAAAAAAAAAAAAAAAAAGCCUCAGAGUCCCAAGCAACUUCAGUCUUGACUUUGGUACAGUUUUUUAAAUUAGCCUGUGCUUUCAAAAGCAGCAUCUUUAAUUUUAAAACAUGUUUUCACAACUGUCUUCACGGAGUUUGCUGUUAUUUUCUUCAACUUCUAUUGUCUAGCUCAUCCGCUGCUUUAGCGAUUGAUUUUGUGGAAGAUGGCAUGCUGCAUGGUGCGACUGGCUCAGACCCAGCCUUCUCUUUUUGGAAGACUUUAUUCUAGGUGGUGAUAAAGUGGAUAGUUCUGAUUCCAGCUGGGGUGUUGGAUUAUCUCUUGGGGAUAAGGGUGUGAAUUUUCCAAUACUAGCAUAUUUUUCUUCAGGAUUCCAAUUUAUUCCAAUAGAACAAAAAACCUCUUAGAAUGACCUGGAAGGUGAGCAUGGGAAAGCAUCCCCUCUAGUCACCAUUCUUUCUAAAGCUUCUGGUUUUCAGACUCUGAAGCAAACCAUUUGCAUUGUUCCAUCAGUACAGACAACACUUCAAGUGCAUCUAAACGUUCUUUACAGAACACUGUGCAUUUUGAUUUGUAGUCCAUUGAAACAGGAGUAGGUCAGUGCACACUAGGGAACAUUUAGUGCGCAAUAGCAAUGUCCAUGUAGCCAAUUAGUGCACUAGGAUUUACACUCUAGCUUGCCACACAAUAACUGUCUUGAGAAGCCCUUGGUGUUGGUGUUGCCACAGGCAGUAGCAGCUGGAACGAAUCAACACCCCCCCCCCCCCAACAUAAGGGAUUAGGCG
Molecule: messenger RNA, 2842 nt
Organism: Gopherus evgoodei (Goodes thornscrub tortoise)
Lineage: Eukaryota; Metazoa; Chordata; Testudines; Testudinidae
Gene: PPP3CC
Product: protein phosphatase 3 catalytic subunit gamma
Biological process (GO): calcineurin-mediated signaling
Cellular component (GO): cytoplasm; calcineurin complex
Molecular function (GO): calmodulin binding; calmodulin-dependent protein phosphatase activity
Source: RefSeq, a predicted model, not a curated record